Trametes versicolor FP-101664 SS1 is the source of this 969-nucleotide messenger RNA. Its product is annotated as ribonuclease H-like protein. The record is from RefSeq and is a predicted model, not a curated record. Lineage: Eukaryota; Fungi; Basidiomycota; Agaricomycetes; Polyporales; Polyporaceae. The coding region runs from base 119 to 799 and encodes 226 amino acids. Gene Ontology annotation, molecular function: nucleic acid binding; 3'-5'-RNA exonuclease activity. The transcript has 9 exons. Gene Ontology annotation, cellular component: mitochondrion.
AGCUCCUCCGCUCACCGUCUUUCCUUGAGCUUGUCCUGUAAUUGUUCUGGUUGCUUUCUGGCGAAGACUGUCUACUGAGAAGCUCAGCGGCCACCUAGAAUAUCCUGCUUAUUUCCGAAUGCUCAGGUCGAUCCUUACGUCGACCACACGCAAGUGCCUACGCCCUACACAUAUACGAACUCUGCGAACACGCAUGGAGCCGAAAUCUUUGGACUGGCAAGCCGGCCCGCUUGUGUGGAUUGACUGUGAGAUGACGGGACUGGACCCGAGGACAGACAGAAUAAUCGAGAUAGCUGUUCUGAUCACAAACGGGAACCUCGAAGUCAUGGACGAGGGGGUCUCUUACAUUAUCCGAACGGAUAAAGAGGUGCUCGACAAGAUGGGUGACUGGUGUCAAGACACACACGGCGCGAGUGGCCUGACCGAAGCUUGUCUCGACUCGCCGUAUACGAAGGACUUCGUAGAGCAGCAAGUGCUCAACUACAUCAAGCGAUGGAUACCAAAGGACCGAACUGGCGUACUCGCAGGCAACUCGGUACACAUGGACAGAGCUUUCUUGGUUGGUGAGAUGCCCAGCAUCGUGGACUGGCUUCACUACCGGAUAGUUGAUGUGUCGUCAAUAAAAGAAAUUGCACGUCGUUGGUACCGCACAUCAUCGCCUUCCACCCCUUAUCAGGAACCUGCCCACAGGGCUCUAGACGACAUUAAAGGGUCGAUACGAGAACUUCAGUGGUACCGGAAGAAUCUCUUCCUCCCGCCAAAUUUGGCACCGCCGGUUGAGUUGGGUCGUCGGUACUGAACCCCUCUUAUGCACGUUGCCUCCGAUGUCGCCGCGAAGUGUAUAUCGAUCCACGCGCAGACGACCACCCUCCCAUGUACGUGCGACGAAGAUCACACUCGCAACAGUCUUAUGUGCGUUUUCUCAGUAGAUUACAUGUUGACAUCCCGCAGGAAAGCCGUACAACCGCC